This is a messenger RNA of Aplosporella prunicola CBS 121167, 723 nucleotides long. RefSeq lists its product as uncharacterized. NCBI's taxonomy places the organism in Eukaryota, Fungi, Ascomycota, Dothideomycetes, Botryosphaeriales, Aplosporellaceae. The record is from RefSeq and is a predicted model, not a curated record. Gene Ontology annotation, cellular component: FANCM-MHF complex; Fanconi anaemia nuclear complex. The transcript has 2 exons. Gene Ontology annotation, biological process: DNA repair; kinetochore assembly; resolution of meiotic recombination intermediates. The coding region runs from base 1 to 723 and encodes 240 amino acids. Gene Ontology annotation, molecular function: protein heterodimerization activity.
AUGCCUCCCGUCCGCACGCAUCAACAGAUCCCAAACAAGGCGUUCAAGCCUCCGAGCAGAGUAGGCGCACCCUCGGUCUCAAAGGCGCCUCCCGCUCGACCGACUGCCACAGUCGCCAAACCUGCAGGCGCAGCCAGCAAAACCACCACCAACACCUCUGCACGCCCAGGUUUCAAGCCCGCCACUAGCAUCGUGUCGUCGCCGGAGAUCUCCGACAUCGAAGACGCCGACGCGUCCUCGCACGCCGCCUCGAAGCACGACGACAUCGAAGACGAAGACGACAAAAUGAACGAUUCUUCGGACGACAGCAGCGACGUGUUCGAAACCACCGCUGCAGAGCACAAGCACGCUCAUCGACCACGGCAGGAGCACACGCACCAGCAAAAGCAACAAAGGCGUCCAAGCGAAGCCACCGCCGCACCUGCAGGCGCGGGCGCGGCUGUGCCGCCGGCCUCGCAGGACGCGCCCACGGUCGCGCCGCCCAUACCUGCGAAGCUGCUGAACAAGCUGCUGCACGAGGGCUUCGAGGACGAGGAGAUGCGCAUCGGGCGCGAGGCCAUGGCGGUGGCGGGGAAAUACGUUGAGACGUUUGUGCGCGAAGCGCUGGCCCGGGCCAUGUUUGAGCGCAGGGACGUGGAGAGCGAGAUGGGCGAGCGCGGCGACGGGUUCCUGCAAGUGGAGGACCUUGAAAGACUGGCGCCGCAGCUGCUGCUCGACUUUUAG